GCUGCCGGUGCAACUUUUCCCGAAGAGCUGUACAUGGAUGCCAUGUUCGCAUAUCAAUUUGUUGACCCUACUGUGUCCAUGUCGUACUUGCCCACUGGGUCAGGCGGAGGCAAGAACAGGAUCAUGCUCGGAGACAAGAUGAAAGACGACGGGUUCGGACCUCCCUUCAACAUCGACUUCGCCGGCUCCGAUUCCCUGUUGAAGCCUGAUCAGUACGCUCAGUACCCAGACCUGCAGAUGUAUCCUUCGGUAGCGGGAGCUGUCGUCCCUAUCUACAACAUUCCAGAGCUCGAAGCACGAAGCCUGGACCUGAUCUUGACUCCAGCAACUGUCGCCAUGAUCUUUUCGGGCCAAAUCAAGUAUUGGAACGACUCGGCCAUCUACAACGACAAUGUGGCGGGAGGAAAUCAAGUUGGUGCAGAAGUCUUGAAGAAGCUUCAAGCUGCGAUCACCGUCUUUGUCCGUAACGAAGACUCGGGCACGACGGAGAUCUGGAAGAAAUCUCUCGCUGGAGCGUCGACCUUCUUUUCCAAGCAGAUUGGAACCUCCUCGAAGCCUGUCUGGAACUCAACAGCCCGCUAUGAGUAUCGCGACGAGAACAAUGGCGUUGCGUCCGGCGUCCUGGCAACAGAUUACUCCAUUGGUUACUCGGUGCUGGGAGUUGCG
Messenger RNA from Guillardia theta CCMP2712, 666 nucleotides. RefSeq lists its product as hypothetical. Lineage: Eukaryota; Cryptophyceae; Pyrenomonadales; Geminigeraceae. The record is from RefSeq and is a predicted model, not a curated record. The transcript has 2 exons. The annotation marks the transcript as partial.